Molecule: messenger RNA, 5225 nt
Organism: Dromaius novaehollandiae (emu)
Lineage: Eukaryota; Metazoa; Chordata; Aves; Casuariiformes; Dromaiidae
Gene: ZNF800
Product: zinc finger protein 800
Exons: 5
Coding region: 177-2240 (687 amino acids)
Source: RefSeq, a predicted model, not a curated record
ACGGCCGCAGUCACUUCCUGCCCCUGUGCCCAUCCGGCUCCGGGGUCAGCGGCCGCCGCUCUGGCGGGACACGGGAUAAUAAAGUUUUAUUCGGGGAGGGGGGAAAAAGCGCCCUUCCUCUCCCAGCAGGAACGAGCUGCUGGAUGUAGAGGGAAAGUAGAUCGUGCGCGCAGAAAAUGCCUCUAAGGGACAAGUGUUGUCAGACUGACCACCAUCACCAUGGAUGCUGUGAAGCAGUGCAUAUGUUGGAACCUGGUGAUCCUCCAUUAUUACAGCAGCCUUUGCAGACAUCAAAAUCUGGUAUUCAACAAAUCAUUGAGUGUUUUCGAUCAGGAACUAAACAACUUAAACAUAUCUUGUUAAAAGAUGUGGACACCAUUUUUGAAUGUAAAUUGUGCCGGAGUCUCUUCAGAGGAUUACCAAAUUUAAUUACUCAUAAAAAGUUCUAUUGUCCUCCAAGCCUUCAGAUGGAUGACAACCUCCCAGAUAUAAAUGAUAAACAAAGUCAAGCCAUAAAUGAUCUCCUGGAAGCAAUCUAUCCAAGAGUAGACAAGCAAGAAUAUAUAAUUAAAUUAGAACCUAUAGAAACUAAUCAAAAUGCUGUAUUUCAGUAUGUAUCAAGGACUGAUAGCCUAGAUGAGAACACAGAAAUUAGUGGUACUGAUCAAGCUCCAGUACAAGUACAGGAACCCAGCACUGAGCAACCCAAGACUGUUCCAGCUCCAGCUCCAACUCCAGUUGGGGAAACUUUGGAAUUACCUCCUGCUGAUCCUGUUACAAACAAAGUGAUACCUGCUUCUGAAGAACAGCCUCCAGCAGUAAAUCCUGAGUUGGACUCUUCAGAUAAUUCUGAUUUUGGCCACCAGUUGAUUUGUUGCCUUUGUAGGAAAGAAUUUCAUUCCAGACGCAGUGUACGCCGGCACAUUAGAAAAGUACACAAAAAAAAGAUGGAAGAGCUGAAGAAGUACAUAGAAACAAAAAAGAAACCAAAUCAGUGCUCAGCGAAGGGAAGAAAUAAGAAUGUUCUUGUAACAUUAGGUAGAAGUUGUCCUGUAUGUUAUAAAUCAUUUGCUACAAAAGCCAACGUAAGGAGGCAUUUUGAUGAAGUUCAUAGAGGAUUAAGAAGGGAUUCCAUUACUCCUGAUAUAGCUACAAAGCCGGGGCAACCUUUGUUCUUGGAUACAGUUUCUGCUAAAAAAUCUUUUAAGACCCGAAAACAAAAGUCGUCUUCAAAGGCUGAAUACAAUUUAACUGCAUGCAAAUGCCUUCUGUGCAAGCGAAAAUAUAGUUCACAAAUAAUGCUUAAAAGGCACAUGCAAAUUGUUCACAAGAUAACUCUUUCUGGAAAGAACUCUAAAAGAGAGAAAGGACCCAACAAUACUGCCAAUGGCACAGAAAUAAAAGUAAAAGUUGAACCAGCAGACUGUGUAGAACCUUCACCCCCUUCCAUUGCCCUUUCUCCACAGAAUGAAUUAAAGGGAACAAAUCAUUCAAAUGAGAAAAAGAGCACUCCGUCAGCACAGAAAAAUAAAGUUAAACAGGACCCUGAAAACUCUAAAUCAAACUCUAAAUCAACCGCUAAAUCAAACUCUAAAUCAACCGCUAAAUCAACCUCUAAAUCAACCAAUGCAUCUGCUGCAGGUGGCCAGCAAAAAAACAGGAAGCCAAAACUUUCAGCUGGCUUUGACUUCAAGCAGCUUUACUGUAAACUCUGUAAACGCCAAUUUACUUCUAAACAGAACUUGACAAAACACAUUGAAUUGCACACAGACGGAAAUAACAUAUAUGUUAAAUACUACAGGUGUCCACUCUGCUCUUACGAAACACGUCGCAAGCGUGAUGUGAUAAGGCAUAUAACUGUAGUUCAUAAAAAGUCACCACGCUACCUUGGGAAAAUAACUGCAAGUUUAGAAAUUAGAGCAAUAAAAAAGCCAAUUGAUCUUGUUCUAAAUAAGGUGACAAAAAGAGGCCCUCAGAGGGAUGAAACAAAACAGAUUGGUUCAAAACAGGAUGUCACCUCUAAUUCGUCCAAUAAAAAGUAUGAAGGAGCUGAUGUUGGCAUUGAAGUAAAAGUAACAAAAAACUUUUCUCUUCACCGAUGCAAUAAAUGUGGGAAAGCAUUUGCCAGAAAGACUUUUCUAGAACACCAUAAGAAAACCCACAGGGCAAAUAUAUCCCAUUCACCUGAAGAAAAUAAAACCAAAGGCAGAAGUACAAGAUCUAAAGCUGUUGUCUGGUGAGGAAAAAAUAGUGUUUUGUCUUUUUUUUUUCUUUAAAGAAAAACAAAAACACUGCCUUUCAUGUGCUAUUGUUGAUUUGUUGCUGAAAACAUACUUUUCCAUAGAUUUAAUGGUUUAGCAACUUAAGUACUAAGAUAGAUGUCAAGUUUAUUUCUUAAAUUUUGUUUUUAGUGUUUUGGAAAGGAGUUAUUUUCUAAAUUUGUCUUUGUAGGAAGUUGAAAUAGAAUAUAGUUAAGCUGUCCCAAGUAAACUUUUAAAAUUGAUUUAAGGCAUCUAUUGUAAUCAAGCUAGUACAAUACAUUCUUAAAAUAGUAAAAUUAACAGUGCUGUUAUCUGAUUUGAGCACUGUUAAUGAACAUCUCUGUAACCUCGUUGCAGAAGUUCUAAAGGUACCAUGGUAAAAGUGGUUGACUGCAAAAAAUCUCUAUUAACAUACAGGAAUUACCACUCUUGUGGGUUUUUUUUUCCCCCAAUCCUAAUGUGUGUCUGUGUGCUGUUAGCAAAAGGGCAUAGAAUGGAUUACAUCAGUUUGAGUUCGGUCCCGGUAAACACUUUUAAAUUCAUUAAGUUUAGGGCUUGAUUCUUUUAGUGUUUAUAUAUAUAUAAACACAAGUUCUGAUCAUGUAUUUUUUAAAGUAUUUGAGUCUCAUCAAGAAUUUUUGCAUUAAAGCUAAAUAUGCGUAAAAAUCUGGCCCAGAACUUUCUAAACUUCUGCUAAUAUGGUAUUCUGGGAAAUUUUUUUACAGUUAGAUGAGUUGUAUUUAUAGUGACUCUAUUUUCCAUACCCUUCAUGUUAAAGAUGGUCUAUUUUUUUUACAAGAACCUUUUUAAAAAGGAAGGUAAAUAGUUGUUUUAUAUUUCAAAAUGACUGGUUGCUCCCUGAAGGACUGGGGAUUGUACAAAAAUUUAUAAUGGAGAAAUUAGUGAUACUGUAAGAGUUUUUAUCAUUCAGAAAUAUCCUUUAACAUAUUUGGUGAAAAGAAGACCAAGCAUAUGUGCCUUGUUCUGUAUUUCAGAAGUGUUGUCUUCCAGAAGAUAAUUUGGUUUGGGUUCAGCUUUUGUAGUGAAUUACCACCUAGCUAUGUUAAAGUGUAGUCUGGUACUUUAGGGACUUGGUAACAAGUCUUGACUGAAGGGGAUGGAACUUUAAAAGGAAAUGAGCUGGACCCGGAAUUACGCUGAAUUUAAGAGGAAAAGUGACUUUUGUAUUUUGAUCAUGAAUUAAAAAUUUAACCUCACGUAUAAGUUAUUUAUGUUGUAUAACUUAAAACAGAAUUAGAUUGGUAAACUCAGAGUAUUAAUUUAUUCCCGUUUCUCUUCAGAUAGAUUCAAGUGAUGUUCGGAAAGUUUGGAGUUCAUUUGAGUGAAAAGACUUUAAUUUGGUGUUGGAACCACUAAUGUCUUGAUAAUGGUACUCUAAGGAGGAAAUACUUUCAUAAACUGUUGUUUUCUUCCUAAAUUAAUUACCAUUCUGACUGCUUGCUGUAGGACAAUGCCUCCUCCCCAAACAUUUUGAAGUAGUUGAAUUGAAUUCACCUGUGCUUUUAGCUUAGUAGUUAACUAUACUUAUCUCUAUGCAGUUGAGGUUUGACAGAAUGAACUUUCUGAACUUAAAAAAAAAAAAAAUACAGAGGCAACUUAACAAACAGCAGCUUUGGAAGAAGGCUUUUAUUUCCUAUUUAGAAAAUCAUCUUCAGAGAACUCAUCGUGCGUACUGACCCUCCCUAAUACUGCUGACUGAUCAACAGCUCUAACUUUCUUGUGAUAUCCUACUUUGGCAAAUGUUGUGUUAUGUACUGUUUUAAAUAUAUUACAAAUGAAUGUAUAAGAGCAAACAACGUAGUGUAUAUUGGCUGAAUUGUACUAAUUAUUAGUAUUUGCCAUAACAUCUGUUUGUUCAUACUGACUAAUUUCCCAGUUUUGAGGCAUUCUGAAUUUCACUGUACUGAAGUUGAUUUAAAGAUUACCAUUUUUGUUUCCAUAUGUGGUUCAUAGGACAACUUUGUAAACAUCCAGGAAGUUUACAAGAAUAUCCACAUUCCUCUAUUCUUUAUUUUUUUUAAAAAAAAUUUAUACACAAGCACUUUAAUGAUAGUUGCAGUUUAUUUUUUCAGUUUAUUUUUUGAAAGAUCAACACACUAAUGUUAAUAUGAAGGUAGUGAAUAUUUGCUGAUGUAUUAUAGACAGACAAUCUGUGCAAAACCACUUAUAAUGUUAGCUUAUUUCAUUAAAUAUUAAUAAAAAGGGAGGCUAGUUUGGGAGAAAUUCAAAAUAUUUUUUCUCUCGAGAUCAUAAAUGACCACUGUAGGUAGCACUUGACUUUGUAUAACUUGGAAAAUGUUUUAGAUCUCUUUUUUAUCUUUUAAUCAGGAUUUUAGUAAAACAGUUGCAUGCCUACCAUUAUGAAAUUCUUGGCAGGUUUUAGGCAUCAGUGGUUUGGGGGGUUGUGUUUUUUUACUUUUUAGAAAAUAUUUUGUUUAGUGAUUUGUGUCAAAUUGCUACAAUUUGAAAGGUACUGUACAUCAAAAGAAAUACCAUGUUUUUUUAUAUAGGUUCACUCCCUUACUUAGGGAGGUGCCUCAUGUUCAUAUAUACUUUUUGUAUAAAAUAUAUCUAAAAAUGUUGAUCACAAGAUCAGGAGUAAAAUACUUUUAUGGAUAGAGAAAUACUUGGCCCUGUUAGUGCAUUGCACUAAAAAUACUGUGAAUGGGAACUGGACUGUAACUGUUGCUCAAAAUGUUUUAUACUGAAUGUACAUGCUUUUGUUUGGAUAAGUGUACCGUAUUUGGUGGAAAAUAAAGCAAACUGGAAAUUACUUUUAAGUGUGCUUAAACAAAAAGAUGUGGUGUUUAUAAACCUGUAAUGUCUGUGAGUUCGCAAUCUGCAACUACAUCAUUUGCAGUUCUGUAAAAUUUUAUUCCUUGAUCAUUGAAACUAGUUGCUUGAAAUAUUCUGUUGUAAUAAAUGUUUUUUUUCUUAUGCAAA